AUGAGCACCCUUAAAAGGAAAGGGGCGCCAUCCGGCAAUGCCUCCAAGAAAGACACUCCCUCCAAGAAAGUGAAGUCAGAGAAGCCCACCGACAAGACUCCCGAGAAGAAGACCUCCAAGUCCACCGACAAGACCGCCUCCUCAGCGCCAUCCGUCGCUCGUGUUGUCAAGGAGGAAGAGCCUCUCUUUCCCAGAGGUGGUGGCAGCGUGCUCACUCCCCUCGAGCACAAGCAAAUCACCAUCCAAGCGAAGCAAGACGCUCUUUUCGAGGAAGAGUCGGGCAAGGCGACAAAGAAGGGGGACAAGGACUCAAAGAAGAAGAAACGUAAGGCCUCAGGCAAAGACGGAAAGAAGAGUGAUAAGCCGGCCCACGACCCUGACGCUGUCAAGAUCGAAGGGCUCAACUACAAGCGCCUUGUGAAAGGCUCACUGGUCCUCGGUCAAGUUUGCGGCAUCAACGAUCUCGAAGUUUCCGUGGCGUUACCAAACAAUCUGAUUGGGCAUGUCUCUAUCACAUCAAUUUCCCCCGGCCUCACAAAACGAAUCGAGGCGGCGGCAGCAGCAGACGACAGCGAUGGCGACCAAGAAGAGUCGACCGAAGACGAUGUCGACCUCAAAGACCUCUUUGAAUUGGGUCAAUAUGUUCGAGCCUAUGUUGUGUCCACCAUCGAGGACUCGUCCGCGUUGUCAAGCAAAUCAAGGAGGCGGAUAGAACUGUCCCUACGACCUGAGGACGCCAAUUCCACGAUCUCUAAACAAGAGCUGGUUGCGAACAACACAGUGAUGGCUGCUGUGGCUAGUGUGGAAGAUCACGGAUACGUAAUGGACCUUGGUCUCGCAGACACCAAGGUCACCGGGUUUCUGCCAAAAAAGGAGGUCGAUACUGCCAUCCCAGAAGAUCGGCUGCAGCUGGGGAGCGUUUUCCUGUGCAUGGCUACGGGCCUGAGCGGGAAUAGCAAGGUUGUUCAGUUGACGACUCGCAGCGACAAGAUUGCCAGCCCCAAGAGCUUCCCGUCCGAGGCCACGACGGUCAACACUUUUGUCCCUGGCACAGCUGUUGACGUUCUCGUAUCUGAGCUGUCAGAUCGAGGCAUUGUCGGCAAGGUUCUGGGCCAUCUCGAUGUCACCGCCGACCACAUUCACUCCGGAGUCGGCCCGCAUGGCACAGAUUUAGAAGCCAAGUACAAAGUCGGCUCGAAGUUAAGGGCAAGGGUAAUCUGUACAUUUCCUGAGGCGAGGCAACCUAAGUUGGGCAUCUCGAUCCUGGAUCAUGUCCUAUCCUUCGAAACCCCGAGCGCUCGAUUCGAAGGCACCCAGAAGAAGCCGCUGGAUGCUCUUCCGAUAUCUUCAGUGGUCGAGAAUUGCGUGGUGAAACGGGUCGAGUCGGACAUUGGCCUUUUUGUCGACGUAGGCGUCGAGGGUGUACCUGGGUUUGUGCACAUAUCUCGGGUCAAGGAUGGAAAAGUCGACGCGUUGUACGAGUCCAGUGGUCCCUACAAGCUAAAUUCGGCACACCGGGCGAGGGUAGUAGGUUACAACGCUUUUGACGGGCUGUUCCUGCUUUCCCUUCAGAAAAGCGUCCUCGAGCAACCUUUCUUGCGCGUAGAAGACGUGCCUAUCGGAGACGUUGUCGACGGCAGCAUUGAGAAGCUUGUGGUUGGUGAGAACGGCGUCCAUGGGCUUAUUGUCAAGAUUGCUGAAGGCAUAUCUGGGCUCGUCCCACAGAUGCACCUUUCUGACGUCCGACUACAACACCCGGAGAAGAAGUUCAAAGAAGGCUUGAAAGUCAAGGCAAGAGUCUUGUCGACGGAACCCUCCAAAGGACAACUACGCCUCACGCUGAAGAAGACUUUAGUCAACUCAGAUGCUGCUCCGAUCAAAUCGUUUGAAGAAGUUGCCAUCGGAAUGCAAGUGCUCGGAACAAUCGUCAAUGUUUUGCAAAACGGCGCCGUUGUUCAGUUCUACGGUCGUCUGCGAGGCUUCCUCCCGCUGUCUGAGAUGAGCGAGGCUUACAUUCAAAACCCUAAGGAGCACUUUCGGCAAGGUCAAGUUGUCAAUGUACAUGUCAUCGAUGUGGAUGCUACUACGAAUCGGCUCAUCGUAUCUUGCAAGGACCCGGCUGCUUUCGGGAUGGACAAGCAAUUGGCCUUGAAGAAUCUCGCCAUAGGUGACGUUGUCUCUGGUAAAGUCAGCCAAAAGACUGAAGACGACGUUUUUGUUGAGCUCCAGGACAGCUUGCUCAAAGCGGUGCUUCCAAUUGGGCAAUUGACGGACAAGAGCCCUGCUAAGAAUCAGGCUGCGCUAAAGAGGAUAUACGUUGGUCAGACGUUGACUGACCUAGCAGUGCUGGAGAAGAAUGAGGGCCGACGGGCUCUCACUGUCACGUCCAAACCAAGCCUGGUCGAAGCUGCCAAGAAGGGAAAACUUCUCUACAACUGGGAGAAGGUGAAAGCCGGGGACCUGGUCCAUGGGUUUGUUCGAAGCAUCACACCAACUGCUGUCUUCGUGCAGUUUGGUGGCAAUUCGACAGCAUUACUCCCAGCUGCCAUGAUCCCUCAGGAGCAACAAAAAGAGCAGAACUUUGGUCUGCAAAAGCUGCAGUCCCUGUCUGUCAAAAUAGUUUCUGUCGAUCGGGAUCAUUCCCGCGCCGUGGUGGCCAUUCCCUCGGUCGCCGAUGCCAAGGAGCAAAAGUCCUCUAAGCGCUCUACGAAGCCGGUAGAAAAUCCUGUGGACGACUCGAUCAAGGGAGAGGAUGAUAUCGUUGUUGGCAGAGUCACAAAGGCCAAAAUCGUGUCUAUCAAGAGCACACAGCUCAACGUUCAGCUUGCUGAUAAUCUGCAAGGGCGCGUGGAUGUCUCGCAAGUUUUCGACUCGUGGGAUGAGAUCCGUCACCCGAAGAACCCGCUCCAAAAAUUCAAGCCAAAGCAAAUCAUCAAGGUGAAGGUUCUGGGGGUCCACGAUGCUAGAAAUCAUCGCUUCUUGCCUAUCUCUCAUCGCUCAACACAUUCUCUCAUCGAACUAUCAGCCAAGCCUAGCGACCUGAAGGAGGAGGGUGGCUGCGAGCCCCUGUCACUGGACCAGAUCAAAGAUGGUUCUGAAUGGGUGGGCUUCGUGAACAACAUCAAGGCAAAUUACAUCUGGGUCAAUCUUUCACCAUCUGUCCGAGGACGCAUGGCCGCCAGCGACGCUUCUGACGACCUGGCUCAAUUGGGCAAUCUCACCGGCAAUUUCCCCAUUGGUUGUGCGAUCAAGGUACGGGUCAAGGCUGCUGAGGCGUCCAAGAAUCGCCUCGACCUCACAGCCAGGACCUCGGAUGACUCCAAUGCCAUCACCUGGGACAAUAUCAAGAAGGGAUUGGUCCUUCCUGGCAAGGUGACCAAAGUUACUGACAGAUCAGUUCUGGUCCAGUUGAGCGAAGAUGUUUCCGCCCCUGUACACCUUGUCGACCUGGCAGAUGACUAUGAUGAAGCUCGACCAAAAGAUUUUACAAGGAAUGAGAUUGUCCGAGUGGCUGUCAUCGAUGUAGACGCAAGCAACAAGAAAGUACGCCUGUCGACACGUCCAUCGCGAGUCCUCAACUCUGCUCUACCAGUCAAGGACCGUGAGAUCACAUUGGUUUCUGGCCUAAAGACUGGUGAUAUCGUGCGAGGGUUUGUCAGGAAUGUUGCAGACCAAGGCUUGUUCGUCAAUCUCGGCGGUCAUGUCACAGCUUUCGUCAAGAUAUCGGACCUGUCGGACACCUUUUUGAAGAACUGGAAAGAGCAUUUCAGAAUGGAUCAGCUCGUGAAGGGUCGUAUCAUAGCCCUCGAUGCGGCUCUCGGCCAAGUUAAUCUGAGCCUGAAGGCUUCCGUCGUUGAAAGUGAUUACACGCCUCCUCUUACUCUUGCAGACUUCAAGGAAGGCCAAACGGUGAAGGGCAAAGUCCGUGGCGUUGAAGACUUUGGGGCUUUUAUUGUCAUUGACGGGUCAGCGAACGUCAGUGGUCUCUGCCACCGGAGUCAAAUGGCGGAGAAGUCCGUCAAGGAUGCCAGAAAACUUUACAGUGCUGGUGAUAUCGUGAAAGCCCGGAUUCUGAAGAUCGACGCUACCAAGAAACAAAUUAGCUUCGGGCUCAAGGCAUCCUACUUUGAGGACGAUGAAGAUUCAGACGCAGAUGACUCGGACGAUGAAGCUGGAGUGCCAUUGGACUCUGACUCUGAGGUGGACAGCGACGAGGACGACGAGUUCAUGGAUGCCGCUGAGGUCAUCAUCCACGGUACCGACAAUGUUGAUGAAUCGGAAGAUGAAGAUGAAGAUACCGCAAUGGUGGACGCAUCGUCUGGAGAUGCUGGCGGCCUCGAUGCCGGCGGUUUCGAUUGGUCUGCUAAUGCACUAGAUGAAGUCGGUGAUGAUUCAGAUGCUGGAGCAAACAAUGCCGACGAUGGCGCAGGGAAAAAGAAGAAGAAGAGAAAGGCAGAAAUUCAAGUUGACCGGACAGCCCAGCUGGACGUGAACGGGCCGCAGACCGCAGAGGAUUAUGAAAGGCUCUUGCUUGGACAGACAGAUUCCUCUGAUUUGUGGGUUCGUUACAUGGCCUUCCAGGCGCAGGUCAGCGAACCAGCAAGAGCGCGCGAGAUCGCAGAGCGUGCUCUCAAGACAAUCAAUAUCCGCGAGGAGGCAGAGAAGCUCAACGUAUGGAUUGCCUAUCUAAACUUGGAAAACGCCUUUGGGACGGAUGAGACACUGGCAGACGUCUUCAAACGGGCGUGUUCGUACAAUGACGAACAGGUGGUUCACGAGCGGCUCAUCAGCAUUUACAUCACGACCGGAAAACAUGAUAAAGCCGAUGAGCUCUACCAGGCCAUGCUCAAGAAGUUCGGUGCCAAGUCGCCACAAGUCUGGACCAACUACGCGAAUUUCCUACACAACACGGUGAUGGAUGCAGACCGUGCUCGUGCUCUCAUCCAUCGCGCAACGCAACGACUUCCUCCCCAUACUCAUGUCCCCCUGAUUACCAAGUUUGCCAGCCUGGAGUUCCGGUCCGCCAGCGGAGACCCAGAGCACGGCCGGACAGUAUUCGAAGGUAUACUGUCCGCGUACCCCAAGAAGUUUGACCUCUGGAACCAGCUGCUUGACCUGGAAACAUCGGCGUACAGCGCGGCGAAGAAGAGCGGGGAUAGAAAAGCCGAUCCUACUCACGUCAGGGAGGUCUUUGAGCGUGGUACCAAGACGAAGGGACUCAAGGCCCUGAGGGCCAAGAAGUGGUUCCAGAGAUGGGCCAAGUGGGAGGGCGAGAAUGGCGAUGCGAAGAGCAAGGAAAAGGUGAUGGCCAAGGCCACGGAGUGGGCGAGGGAGGCUGAGGCGAGGAAGCAGAAGGGCGAAGAGGAGGAAGAGUGA
This is a messenger RNA of Diaporthe amygdali, 5376 nucleotides long. RefSeq names its product rrna biosis protein rrp5. The record is from RefSeq and is a predicted model, not a curated record. Gene Ontology annotation, cellular component: small-subunit processome; nucleolus. Gene Ontology annotation, biological process: rRNA processing. Gene Ontology annotation, molecular function: RNA binding; protein binding. The transcript is spliced from 3 exons. NCBI's taxonomy places the organism in Eukaryota, Fungi, Ascomycota, Sordariomycetes, Diaporthales, Diaporthaceae. Bases 1 to 5376 code for a protein of 1791 amino acids.